GAGGUGGCCCACAUCCGCCGCGCGGAGGAGAUCGCGAGAACGCUGGAGCGCGCUGGCGGGGCGGAGAGCGACCCCUGGUGGGAGAAGGUUCCUGACCUGGACAUCACCUCCAUUGCCAAGCUCAUUGCUUUCACGCUGCAGUGCAUGUAUCACAUGCGCAGGUGGGAGACUGUCCUGCGCUUGGCCCGGAGCUUCAACGACGUGACCUGCUCAGCGUUCGCCACGUCCUUCUUGCCGAUCACCGUGGGUGCCCAACGUGAGGCAGUGGCAGCUCUCGUCCUCGCCGCGUCGCUGGCCUCUGCCAGGGCGGCCGCUGAGCAGGUCAACCCGAUCGGGAAGGUGCUCGAGCUGAUCUCCGACCUGCAGACGAAGAUCAUCGGCGAGGGCGAGACGUCGCAGAAGGUGUACGAGUCGUUCUCCGAGUGGUGCGAGGAGAGCAACAAGAACCUGGCGUUCGAGAUCAAGACCUCGAAGUCCGAGAUCCAGGACCUCAAGGCCAUCAUCAGCGAGGAGACCGCCAUGGUCAACUCCCUCACGGCAAAGGCCGAGGAUCUGGCGCAGCAGAUCGCCACCGACGAGGCGGACCUGAAGGCGUCGAGCUACAUCCGCGGGAGCGAGUCCAAGGCCUUCGAGGCUGAGAGAGCGGAGCUCGCGGACAUCAUCGACACGCUGAGCCGCGCCAUUGGCAUCCUCGAGAAGCACGCGAGCGCCUCGCUCCUGCAGGCCAAGGGUGCCACCAGCCUGGUGGAGGCCCUGCACGUCAUGGUGCAGGCCUCUGGCUUCAGCGCCUCCGACGCCCAGCGCCUGACGGCACUCGUGCAGCAGUCGCAGGACGCCGAGGGGGACAACGAGGGCGCCCCCAGCGCCUCCGUGUACGAGGGCCACAGCGGCGGCAUCGUGGACGUCCUGCAGGACCUGCUCGACAAGGCGCAGGUCUCCCUGAAGAACGCGCAGAACAAGGAGACGUCGAACCUGUUCGCUUUCGAGAAGCUCAAGCAGUCCAUCGAGGACGAGAUCGCCUACGGCAAGAAGGAGCUCGCGGAGGCCAAGGCGGGCAUCGCGGCCGCCAACGAGAAGAAGGCGACGGCCACGGGUGACCUCGAGGUGACCUCCAAGGACCUCGCGGACGAUGUCAAGGAGCUGGGCGACCUGCACGAGAACUGCAUGACCACCGCGCAGACCUUCGAGGCGGAGGUCAAGAGCCGCGCGGAGGAGCUGAAGGCUCUCGCGGAGGCCAAGAAGGUCAUCUCUGAGAACACCGGCGGCGCCGAGUCCCUGUCCUACGGCCUGAGCCAGCAGGCCUUCCUGCAGCUCUCCUCCGGCACGGAGCUCGCGCACUUCGAGGCCGUCCGCUUCGUGCGGGACCUCGGCAGGCGCCAGAACGCCCUGGCCCUGACGCAGCUGGCCAACCGCAUGGCGACCGCGAUGCGCUCCGGUGGGGCGUCGCAGAUCUUCGCCAAAGUCAAGGGCCUCAUCGCUGACAUGAUCGACCGCCUCGAGAAAGAGGCAGAUGCCGACGCGAAGCACAAGGCUUAUUGUGAUAAGGAGCUUGCCUACGCUGACCAGAAGAAAGCGGACCGCGUGGCGGAAAUCGAGAAGCUCACCGUCGCGAUCGACGGGAUGUCGGCACGUUCCGCGCAGCUGAAGGAGGAGAUCGCGACACUGGAGAAGGAGCUGGCCACUAUCGCCACCGAGCAGGCAACCAUGGACAAGAUCCGCGCCGAGGAGAACGCUGCGUACGUCAAGAACAAAGCUGAUAUGGAGCAGGGCAUCAAGGGUAUCCAAAUGGCGCUCAAGGUCCUGACCGAGUACUACGCGUCGGACAAGGAACACUCGGCGGCCGAGGGCGCCGGUCAGGGAAUCAUCGGCCUGCUCGAGGUGAUCGAGUCGGAUUUCCAGAAGGGCCUCUCCGACAUGACGGGGGCCGAAGAGAGCGCCCAGGCGGAAUACGAGCAGCUCACCAAGGAUAAUGAGAUCGCCACCGCGACGAAGACCCAGGACGCGAAAUACAAGACCAAGGAGUCCAAGGACCUGGACAAGGCGACCGCCGAAGCGGAGUCGGACCGCUCUGGGGUCCAGACGGAGCUCGAGGCAGUCGAGAAGUACCUGGCCAAGCUGCACGAGCAGUGCGACGAGACCGCGCCGACGUAUGCCGAGCUCGUCAGCCGCCGCUCCGCGGAGAUCGCCGGGCUCCGGCAGGCGCUGCAGAUCCUCGAGGGCGAGGCCGCGCUGGUCCAGCAGCUGAGCCGGCACCAGACGCUGCGCGGCGUGCGGAGGCACCUGGAGGGGGUCUAUCCGUCGCCGUUCCGGCUCGAGGCGCCAACUCAGCAGCGUUCGCCCACCUACCGGACCCUGCCGGGCUCCCGCGCAAUGAAGGCAGUGGCAGCUCUCGUCCUCGCCGCGUCGCUGGCCUCUGCCAGGGCGGCCGCUGAGCAGGUCAACCCGAUCGGGAAGGUGCUCGAGCUGAUCUCCGACCUGCAGACGAAGAUCAUCGGCGAGGGCGAGACGUCGCAGAAGGUGUACGAGUCGUUCUCCGAGUGGUGCGAGGAGAGCAACAAGAACCUGGCGUUCGAGAUCAAGACCUCGAAGUCCGAGAUCCAGGACCUCAAGGCCAUCAUCAGCGAGGAGACCGCCAUGGUCAACUCCCUCACGGCAAAGGCCGAGGAUCUGGCGCAGCAGAUCGCCACCGACGAGGCGGACCUGAAGGCGUCGAGCUACAUCCGCGGGAGCGAGUCCAAGGCCUUCGAGGCUGAGAGAGCGGAGCUCGCGGACAUCAUCGACACGCUGAGCCGCGCCAUUGGCAUCCUCGAGAAGCACGCUAGCGCCUCGCUCCUGCAGGCCAAGGGCGCCACCAGCCUGGUGGAGGCCCUGCACGUCAUGGUGCAGGCCUCUGGCUUCAGCGCCUCCGACGCCCAGCGCCUGACGGCACUCGUGCAGCAGUCGCAGGACGCCGAGGGGGACAACGAGGGCGCCCCCAGCGCCUCCGUGUACGAGGGCCACAGCGGCGGCAUCGUGGACGUCCUGCAGGACCUGCUCGACAAGGCGCAGGCCUCCCUGAAGAACGCGCAGAACAAGGAGACGUCGAACCUGUUCGCUUUCGAGAAGCUCAAGCAGUCCAUCGAGGACGAGAUCGCCUACGGCAAGAAGGAGCUCGCGGAGGCCAAGGCGGGCAUCGCGGCCGCCAACGAGAAGAAGGCGACGGCCACGGGUGACCUCGAGGUGACCUCCAAGGACCUCGCGGACGAUGUCAAGGAGCUGGGCGACCUGCACGAGAAUUGCAUGACCACCGCGCAGACCUUCGAGGCGGAGGUCAAGAGCCGCGCGGAGGAGCUGAAGGCUCUCGCGGAGGCCAAGAAGGUCAUCUCUGAGAACACCGGCGGCGCCGAGUCCCUGUCCUACGGCCUGAGCCAGCAGGCCUUCCUGCAGCUCUCCUCCGGCACGGAGCUCGCGCACUUCGAGGCCGUCCGCUUCGUGCGGGACCUCGGCAGGCGCCAGAACGCCCCGGCCCUGACGCAGCUGGCCAACCGCAUGGCGACCGCGAUGCGCUCCGGUGGGGCGUCGCAGGACAUCCGAUCUUCGCUAAAGUCAAGGGCCUCAUCGCUGACAUGAUCGACAGCCUCGAGAAAGAGGCGGAUGCCGACGCGAAGCACAAGGCUUAUUGUGAUAAGGAGCUUGCCUACGCUGACCAGAAGAAAGCGGACCGCGUGGCGGAAAUCGAGAAGCUCACCGUCUCGAUCGAUGGGAUGUCGGCACGUUCCGCGCAGCUGAAGGAGGAGAUCGCGACACUGGAGAAGGAGCUGGCCACCAUCGCCACCGAGCAGGCAACCAUGGACAAGAUCCGCGCCGAGGAGAACGCUGCGUACGUCAAGAACAAAGCUGACAUGGAGCAAGGCAUCAAGGGUAUCCAAAUGGCGCUCAAGGUCCUGACCGAGUACUAUGCGUCGGACAAGGAACACUCGGCGGCCGAGGGCGCCGGUCAGGGAAUCAUCGGCCUGCUCGAGGUGAUCGAGUCGGAUUUCCAGAAGGGCCUCUCCGACAUGACGGGGGCCGAAGAGAGCUCCCAGGCGGAAUACGAGCAGCUCACCAAGGAUAAUGAGAUCGCCACCGCGACGAAGACCCAGGACGUGAAAUACAAGACCAAGGAGUCCAAGGACCUGGACAAGGCGACCGCCGAGGCGGAGUCGGACCGCUCCGGGGUCCAGACGGAGCUCGAGGCGGUCGAGAAGUACCUGGCCAAGCUGCACGAGCAGUGCGACGAGACCGCGCCGACGUAUGCCGAGCUCGUCAGCCGCCGCUCCGCGGAGAUCGCCGGGCUCCGGCAGGCGCUGCAGAUCCUCGAGGGCGAGGCCGCGCUGGUCCAGCAGCUGAGCCGGCACCAGACGCUGCGCGGCGUGCGGAGGCACCUGGCCUGAGAGGGCCCGGCCCCGCCAGGGGCGCGGCUCGGCGCGGGGUGCAGCAGCGCAGGCGCCCGGCGAGUGCGGACCAGGUGGCUCUGUGGGCCUCCCGCGUGAGUCCUCCGACCCCGUCUACCCGGGCCCCAUCUAGCAGGCCUCCAGUGGCCCUCCUGUGAUGCUCGCUCUUCCUUGGCGGACGAGCGGCGCCGCAGCGCGUUGCCAGAAGCGGCCCUGGCCCAAGGCGUGUCCCCGACUGCUCCUCGCACCUUUGCAGAGCCCCUCGGGGAGGAGGGAGGAGGAGGAGCAUCGCGCAUGACCGUGCCGUGUCGGCGGGCUCCACACGGUGCAGGGCGCGCACAUCUGGCCUCGAGGCAUCUUCUGGUUCUCCCAAUCCUGAGCGCAUACGCCUUCCAUAUGACAAG
Prorocentrum cordatum is the source of this 4816-nucleotide messenger RNA. The record is from the annotation of a GenBank genome assembly. Lineage: Eukaryota; Dinophyceae; Prorocentrales; Prorocentraceae.